UAAUCCAUUGAUGAGCAUUUCCAAAAUCAAGCAAUGUUAGCAGCUUAGAACAAUAAGACAAAUAAAAUAAACUCAGGCUUGGUUCACAUCUAGUUUGGUCUGGCAAGGUCUUGAAUUUACUUAGGCCUUUAACCUAUCUGGGAUUCUUUCUUAGACCUUGACCAGCCCAAUAAGCUUGCUUUCAGACCAAAAAAAACCAUUCAAAGAGCUCCAUUUUUGGUUGGUUCUUUAAGAACAAGAACAAAAAUGAUGGCAGGUUGGAGUAUUAAGGCUGCCUUGGUGCUGCUUUCAAUGGCUCUUCUUAUGCCAUCUCUCAGGGCUGGCAUUGCUGAAUAUGACGACUUUUUGCUGCAACAGGCUGAAGAGGCCAAACAAGCUGCUCUUAAAGCCUACCACCCUCACCCCAUGAAUGUCACCGAGCAUUUUAACCAUCAUGUUUAUUUGGCUUUAGAGGGAAUUCAGGGAAACAAUAACACGAGGAGGAGCUUGAGAAAAUACAAGGGACCGUGCUUGGCGACGAACCCAAUCGAUCGUUGCUGGCGUUGCGACCAAAAUUGGGCCAACAACCGUAAGAAACUUGGCUAUUGUGUUCUUGGUUUUGGCCGAAAAACCACUGGGGGAUUAAGAGGACGUUUCUAUACUGUCACCGAUGCUUCGGACGCCGAUGUCGUAAACCCUAAACCCGGAACCCUCCGACAUGCUGUUGUUCAAAAGCGACCGUUGUGGAUUAUUUUUGGACGUAGCAUGAUCAUUAGGCUAUCUAAAGAACUGUUGGUGACUAGCGAUAAGACCAUUGAUGCUCGUGGUGCCAAUGUGCAUAUUGCUUAUGGUGCUGGUAUUAGCAUUCAAUUCACCCGGAAUGUGAUCAUCCAUGGUCUUCACAUCCACCACAUUCUUUCGGCCUCUGGCGGUAUGAUCCGAGACGCCGACGACCAUGUCGGCCUUCGAACAGUCAGUGAUGGUGAUGGCAUAUCCAUCUUUGGAUCAUCCAAUGUCUGGCUCGAUCAUCUCUCCAUGUCCAACUGCCAGGACGGCCUCAUCGACGCCAUCCAAGGCUCCACGGCUAUCACUGUCUCAAACUCUCAUUUCACUCAUCACAACGACGUGAUGCUGUUUGGUGCGAGUGAUUCAUUUCAAGGCGACUCGAUCAUGCAAGUGACUGUCGCUUUCAACCAUUUUGGUAAGGGAUUGGUGCAGAGGAUGCCGCGCUGCAGAUGGGGCUUCUUCCAUGUUGUCAACAACGAUUACACUCACUGGCUCAUGUAUGCCAUUGGUGGCAGCCAACAUCCCACCAUUAUCAGUCAGGGGAAUCGUUUCAUUGCCCCACCUAACCCUGCUGCAAAACAGAUUACGAACAGAAACUACGCAACAGAGAGUAUAUGGAAAACAUGGACAUGGAGAUCGGAAGGGGAUUUGUUGAUGAAUGGAGCGUAUUUUGUUGAGUCUGGGGAUCCAAGCAAGCGAAGGCCAUACAGCAGGUUCGACAUGAUAAAGGCUAGGCCUGGCACUUUUGUUAGGAGGCUGACGCGUUUCUCUGGCUCGCUCAACUGUUAUGUUGGUCGCCCAUGCUAAAAGCAACAGCCAACAACCAAAACUCAUUUAUUUUGAUCUUUUCUUCAAUGAAGAACAAGAACAAGUUGAUGGGUGAGAGAGCAGCGAAAAUGGAGAACUUGACAAAACCAGCAGAGGGAAUUAAAAGUGGAAGGCCUGAAGAAGACGAACAACUUUAUUUCAUUCUUUUGUGUUUAUAACAUUUAUUUGUAGCGAUUGUUUGUAUUCCCUUUUCUUUGGUUAUCAAUGAAAAAAAUCCAUUUCUUUUAUAAAUAUUGAGAAUCGUUGCAAAUAUCUAUUUUUAGCGGCAAAUUGUUGCAAAUUCCAUCGUCCUUCCAAUGGGUUCUCGUCGGAAUCGGUAACAGAACCCUAAACAUGCCGACCACCACCUCCUCUGCUUUGGCUGCCGGCGCGAUCCUCUUUCUGUUCAUCAUCGUUUCCGCCGCCUCGGCUCCGAUCCUGUUGAUUAUGGACCGGCGUUGUCUGGCGAUGGGGUUCUUCCUAGAGGAGAGUUUCAUCCUUUGGCGACGUUGCACGUCCGGCCUAAGUCCCAGAAGGCGCUGCUUGUCGCCUACACACUUGGCUUGGAGCUCGAUGUUCUUAACUCUGUGGCUGCACAUGGUGGUGAUAGAAAUAAGCUAGACAAAGUGCUGUCUACAAUGUCGCAUUUCGACGUCGAGAUGGCUUUGUAUUAUGUAAGAUCUUCAGAUC
Molecule: messenger RNA, 2262 nt
Organism: Cucurbita maxima (winter squash)
Lineage: Eukaryota; Viridiplantae; Streptophyta; Magnoliopsida; Cucurbitales; Cucurbitaceae
Product: pectate lyase-like
Exons: 4
Coding region: 247-1572 (441 amino acids)
Molecular function (GO): pectate lyase activity
Source: RefSeq, a predicted model, not a curated record